UGUAGUCAUAUUUUUAUAUGGUGUAUACAAUUUAUAUACGCAGUGACUUUAAACGUGUGGCAUUAUAACUUAAUAAGAGCUGUUUUUGGUAUUGUUGUACAUAGACACACGGAGUGACUUACGUGGGAUGUAGCAACAGCCGCAUUUUUGAUAUAUUAUAUAGAUAGACACGUAGACUUACCUGCGACACUCUGGGACGAUCGAAUACACGGUAAUGCAUGUACACUAUACGCAGUACGUAGUGCCUUGCAUACUACUGCUACCGUCGAUAUUCAUGGCAGAGACUCAGUAGUGCGAUUGUGUAUGCCUUGAAGCAAAAGGAACAACUAAGCGAACCAGGGCAAUUCGAGUCAGAACCACACGCAGCCCCCAAUCAUGUGCUAUAAAUAGUCUCGAUUACUUACUACCUUAUUCUUCGGAAUCACAGCAACAAGACCUAUAAUAGGAUGAUUUUAAGGAUUCCGUGACAAGAGUCUAAUUAACAUCUUCUACCGACUAGAACACUCAUAUAUAUAUAACUAAUCAAUAUGAGUACUGAGUGCAUUGUCUUAGACUCCGACGACGAUGCAGAUAUUCUGGUGCCUAUACCCAUAGGGCUGAGAGCGGCUAAGAAGCCAAGCUUACAUCAUCCCUCGCUCUCCACAUUGGAUAGUGACGACUUUAACGGCUCGACAGGCUUGGACCAUGGCCAUGUGUCUUUACGAGGCAAACGCCCAGCAGCAGCAGCCGACAGAGACACGAAGAAGAAACAGCUAACAGGACGCUUAAUGUCACCAGGCGGAUCACCCGUACAUUGUUUGGGCUCUGUGCGAAGGAGUUGGCCUACCAAAUCACCCACGGAACAGUACCGCACAUCACCAUCUACGAGACGGGCGGCUGCAACUGCACGUCGGGAAGACCUCAGGCGCCAACGAGAAGCACUUCAUGCUCAGGACACUGACAGCCACCAUAGUAAUAUCGAUAGAGCAGACCAGGAAAAAAGGUCACUGAGCGCGAAAGAACAGAAGGAAUUGGCGAAACGGGCCAAACAGAUGGAGAAAGACAAGAAAGCAAGAGAUAAACUGGCUUUAUCGUUCACGAAACAGGUGAUGAACGAGGCCACCCGAGAAAUCCCUGAUUCUGAAUGCUACGAGCAGUUACGAGUCACACUGGACCAUAAUCUCAUGGCGCAAGAGGUAA
Molecule: messenger RNA, 1179 nt
Organism: Sphaeroforma arctica JP610
Lineage: Eukaryota; Ichthyosporea; Ichthyophonida
Source: the annotation of a RefSeq genome assembly